Zalophus californianus (California sea lion) is the source of this 1064-nucleotide messenger RNA. RefSeq names its product translation initiation factor IF-2-like. The transcript is spliced from 4 exons. The record is from RefSeq and is a predicted model, not a curated record. NCBI's taxonomy places the organism in Eukaryota, Metazoa, Chordata, Mammalia, Carnivora, Otariidae. The coding region runs from base 1 to 1029 and encodes 342 amino acids.
AUGAGCUCCAUGGGGCUAAAGAUGCACUCAGGACACGAGGAGUCAAAAGUGGACCAGAACAGAGACUCUACUAGUGCUAGUGCAAGUUUUUCACGACGCAGGGGGGAAGGUAAAGAUGAUGCCACAAGUUCUGCAAUUUCCUCAAGGCGACUUAAUUCACAAGAUGGCAAUUCUAAACCUGGUGAUGACAUAUCAUCAAAACGCUCCUCUUCAGAUUCAUCUACAAGCUCACUCCGAGAGGACUGGGGUGCUGGUGGCCCGCCCUCCCCCAGAGCGGCAGCCGCCCCCAGCCCCAGUCGCCCCCUCCGUUCUCUUAGAAGACCAGUGGCCCCCCAACAACCAGCGUGUAAACCUUCACCCGCCGCCGGGUGUCGGUCAUCGUGCCGCCCGGGGGCCGGGGCAGAGGCCCCGGUGGAGUCGCCCAGGAAGGGGGGCCGGGACACGCGGGAGCCAAGGCGGGAGGACGCCCGCAAGCGGAGGACUCACGGGCCUCACUGCCGCCGCUGGCCGCCGCGGGACCGCGGGACCGCCCGCAUGGCCCGCUCCCGGGCCCGACCUCUGGGCCCCGGUCUUUCCUCGCCUCCGACUCCUCAGCGCUAUUGUCCAAGCCCGGCGAGCCCGGCCGCCCCGAAGAGGGGCGCGGCAGCGCUUCACAGCCUCCCGGCCCGAUGCGGUAGGAACUCGGAGCGCCGGUCACUGCCCUGCUCCCGCCUCCGCCAUGAUCUCCGCGAAGCAGCUUCCCGCGCCGCCGCCGCCUCCUCAGGCCGCCGCCGCCAUGUUUUCCUUCCUUAUACCUGGCCCUGCCACCGCAGCCAGUGGCUCCGCUCCGCUCCUCUGCUUCAAACGUCCCAAGCCGAGGGGCGUCUGCUCUUCCUGCAACUGCUACCACUGCGCAGGAGACUGCGAGAGCCCCCAGGCGCACGAGCGCUCCUGCCUCCUGGAAGUCCCUUUCCCUUGGCCGCCGCCGCCGCCUCUUCCGUCUUCCUCACACAGCCAAAGCCGCCGCCAUCUUGGUUCGCCCCUCAAUAGCGGCGCGCGGGGCCACCCAGGCAGCAGCUGCAGGG